CUGCUGUCCUGUUUACAGAGGGACAUGGAAAACCUCACUGUUAGCUUAAACGACAAUGCAGAGUGCUACUUGAAAUCAGCUCUCAAGAAAUAUGCGUGUGAGCUUACUAUGGAUCUGAAUACUGCCAAUUCACACCUGUCUUUCUCUGAAGACAACAAAAAAGUGACGCUAAUGGAAACAGCUCAGCCAUAUCCUGACAACCCAGAGAGAUUUUCAGACUGGGGACAAGUUCUUAGUAAAGAGGGCUUGUCCUCUCGUUGCUACUGGGAAGUAGAGUGGACUGGGGAUAAGACGGGUAUAGGAGUAGCUUAUAAAGGAAUAAAAAGGAAAGCAAAAGGCACUGAAGGUAUCAUUGGCUACAAUAAUCAGUCCUGGAGUCUGCGCUGCUGUCACAGCAAAUACACAGCCUGGCACAACAGUGAUGCAACCACAGAUAUCCCCCAAGUCUUGGACUCCAAAAGGGUGGGGGUGUUCUUAGACUGGUCGGCUGGCACUCUCUCCUUCUAUGCUGUAUCAUCAAACACCAUGACUCAUCUGCAUACUUUCCACACUAAAUUCUCUGAGCCAGUGUAUCCAGGCUUCAGGCUGGGGUAUGCCGAUGCCUUCUUAAUUCUAUGCCAACCCGACCCUUAAAUACCCCCAAAUAUUCAAUGUAUAUGUUCAUUAAGCAUGAACAGACUAAAUGAAGGCUGGAGGGGGGGAUAUUAUUGCAAACAUCAUGGUAAAAAAAGGGAUUUCAGAAGGUUUUAGAUCUGUACUUCAUGUUCCUCUCAAGUUACUUUUAUAGCAGAAAUCUCCCUGUGUGACAGUUAAGUGUAUAUUUUGUAGAAAACACCUUUAAAGAAAUAUUUUAGCUUCUUUAUUUUCCUUUACGCUGUAAGACAGCUUCUCCUCUGCACGCAGAAAUGAAGUCACUGCUACUGCUGAUAGCUGCUUCAUUCUGCCAACAAUGUUCAAAUAAGCAAUCAAAUACAAAAGUGCCUUCAAAAUGAAUAGCAUGAGAUUAUUUAUCCUGUCAGUCUGUGUUGUACUUUAUGACAAAAAGUGUUUUUGAGUGUACUGUGAGAAACGGAUGUAUUAUUUUUAUUUUACUUGAUAUUUAUUUUCUGUAAUGAUUAAACGUUUUCAAUGUUUUUAUCAUCAUCCAUAUUCUAUUGUAAUGUAUUAUAUCUGACUGACAGGAGUGUGAUCGUUAUCUAGAAAAUAUGCAGUAGACGUUAAACAAACAUGUCAAGUCAAACCAUGUAAUAAAAAAAUGAUUCAUGUCAAACA
Messenger RNA from Plectropomus leopardus (leopard coralgrouper), 1272 nucleotides. The record is from RefSeq and is a predicted model, not a curated record. Lineage: Eukaryota; Metazoa; Chordata; Actinopteri; Perciformes; Serranidae.